This is a messenger RNA of Lineus longissimus, 4136 nucleotides long. Its product is annotated as autophagy-related protein 9A-like. Gene Ontology annotation, cellular component: autophagosome; phagophore assembly site. The transcript is spliced from 20 exons. Lineage: Eukaryota; Metazoa; Nemertea; Pilidiophora; Heteronemertea; Lineidae. The coding region runs from base 223 to 2772 and encodes 849 amino acids. Gene Ontology annotation, biological process: autophagy of mitochondrion; nucleophagy; protein localization to phagophore assembly site. The record is from RefSeq and is a predicted model, not a curated record.
UCCAUUGUUAUGAUCUGAAAAAUCAUUUAUAAUUUGUCUUUCGUCUUGUUUGUCAAAGAAUCAUGGAAUUUAAUUUCAAAAAGAUGAUUGUGUAUGCUUAGACUUGACCAUGAAGAACACAUAGAAAUAAAGCUAUUUGACUCGGGCUUGAUGGAUUGGCUGUGAACCGCGAGGGUUUGUUUCUAAAAGUGAAAAAGUGACUGUAUCAUGCCAGAUUGAAGUAUGUCUACCUUCGAAACCAGCUACCAGCCUCUGCGGACUUUUGAAGAAGAUGAUGGCGAGACACCACCCAAUGAAAACAUCAUCCACGUUGUGCCAGAAAAUGGGAAAGCACGUUGGAAUCAUAUUGAGAAUCUUGAUGAGUUUUUUACCCGUGUCUACCAUUAUCACCAACGGAAUGGCUUCCUGUGUAUGUUUAUAGAGGAUGCACUCCAGUUACUGCAACUUGCAUUCGUUGUCUUAUUCUCGACGUACCUGAUCGAGUGUGUCCACUACGACAUCCUGUUCGCGAAUGUGGCGUUCAAUGUUUCGCACAAAGUGACGAUUCCCGAGUCUGUGAUUCCAAUCAAUCAAUGUAUUGGACAGUUGAAUUCAGCAAUUGUAAUCUGUCUAAUCAUCGCGCUGGUGUUCUGGAUGUUCAGGUUCAUUAAGAUCAUCUACAAUGUCUUCAGAUAUUCAGAGAUCCGAGCAUUCUAUAUCAACGCCCUUAAAAUUACAGCGGAUGAUAUGUCUAACAUGACAUGGCAUGAAGUCCAGCGACGGAUGUUGGACGUUCAGAAAGAACAGCAGAUGUGCAUACACAAGCAGGAGUUGAGUGAACUCGACAUCUACCACCGUAUCCUGAGGUUCAAGAACUACAUGAUAGCCAUGGUGAACAAGUCCAUCUUGUCCAUCAAAUAUCCAGUGCCAUUUUUUGGGGAAUAUAUCUUUCUGAGUAGUGGUUUGAAGUAUAACCUGGAGAUGAUUUUAUUUUGGGGUCCAUGGUCACCAUGGGAAAACUACUGGCACUUGAAAUCCGACUUCAAAAGUGGCCAGAAACGAAAGGAAUUAGCUGAACAUUUGGCCCAACGCAUCCUGUGGAUAGGUAUUGCCAACUUUGUCCUGUGUCCUGUGAUAUUUCUCUGGCAGAUUUUGUAUUCAUUCUUUCGAUAUGCUGAGUUGAUCAAGCGAGAACCUGGGAGUCUCGGGGCUCGGCGCUGGUCGCACUAUGCAAGGCUUUAUCUCCGACACUUCAACGAAUUGGACCAUGAGUUCAACGCCAGACUGAGUCGAGGUUACCGACCAGCUUCUAAAUACAUGGCCAUAUUUACAUCUCCUCUUGUUGUGGUGCUCGCCAAAAACAUCUUAUUUUUUGCUGGCUCUGUUCUGGCAGUGUUGAUUAUCCUGACAGUGAUAGAUGAAGAUACUCUGAGUGUUGAACAUAUACUGACCACUAUGACCAUCUUAGGUGUCGUCGUAACCAUAUGUAGGAAUCUAAUACCAGACGAGCAUAUGGUUGCCUGCCCCGAAACACGUAUGGAGCGAAUCCUUGCCCAGAUACACUACAUCCCCGACCACUGGAAGGGGAGUGCACACACAUACAAGGUCCGAGAUGAGUUUGCCCAACUUUAUCAGUAUAAAUGUAUCUACCUAUUGGAGGAAUUGUUCAGUCCUAUCAUCACCCCUCUCAUCCUGUGCUUCUCACUCAGACACAAGUCGUUGGAGCUUGUGGAUUUCUACCGCAAUUUCACAGUCGAGGUGAUCGGUGUCGGUGAUGUGUGCUCUUUUGCUCAGAUGGACAUAAAACGCCAUGGCAACCCAGAGUGGGUUGGUCAAAUUGAGAUUAAACCUAGUCGUUCAGAGCAGGCGGAGCAUGGGAAGACAGAAUUGUCACUCAUGCAUUUCACUUUAACGAAUCCCGAAUGGAAGCCGCCAGAGGACUGCAGUAUGUUCCUCACCAACAUCAAGGAAGAGGCCCAGCGAGAGAUGAACUCAUUUGGCAUGCCUGUACAGGGUGUGGGUGACAACGCUCUCUUCAACUCCAUCAACACACUAUCUUCCAUGGGCCCAGGCUAUACCAGUGUAAUGUCAAGCCUGGCUCAACCCAGCAUGGGGCAGUGGCGAUCACAGCAGUCUCCCAGCAUGGGGCAGUGGCGAUCACAGCAGUCUCCCAGCAUGAGUCCCAGUGGAGUCCAAUUCCCUUCCAGACAAACCGCCCUGCCAAGACUCCGUGGAGGGGUCAGUAAAUCUGAGGGUCCACUUACAGGGAGCGAGCAUGGGUUAUUGAGCAGCCUGACAAGCUCUGGUGCUAUGGGGAGCAGUGGAGGUGGCCCGCCCCUGACGAGCAUGCCCUCACUUGGACCGUUAUCGAUUUCCAAUGUUUAUCUUCAUAACGCUGGUGGCCAGCCAGUGGAAGAGGGCAUAAGAGAAAUGUUAUCUGCAGAGAUGAAUCUGAGUGCCCUCUAUAUGCAUGAGCUGCAUCAACGCCACAGGGCUGGCCGGCCUGGAUACCUGGACUUGGAUGAUAUGCGGGCAAAGGCAGUCUGGCAGUACCAAGAUCAAGGUAUGCCAAGCAUCCACGAAGAAGGUGAAGGGAACGACGGUGCCACGUCCCAGCCCCCUGAGAACCUACCAGGAGGUGCCGUCGGUGGCACAUCAACGCCAGGAUACCGCUGGGGAGGCAGACAGACUGGAGGGGACCCCAUGGAAGUGGAAAUGAAACCCCUGCAGCAAGCUUUAGUGCAUUUUGAGGAUGAUUCUAAGGAGAGUGAUGAUAAGUCUCCACAAGUAUGAUGAAAAUGAUGUUUUUCACAAACAGUUUAUUUGAUGAAGUGCAUGGCAUAUAUUUUCGGAUUUUCAUUAUAGUUUAACUCAUUUCGUUCUGCACCGAAAAUGUGGUGUUAAUUUAGGAGAUUAGUAAUAUGCCAAUAGAAAGUAACUUCACUUUGGACAAGGGGGUCUAACACAUAUACAUGUGCUUUUAACAGCUUCUUGCGUCAACUACUAUAAUAAUUCAUUGUCCAAGAUGACUCUUAUACAGUUCUGCUCAACACUUUCAAGCUUUAUAACGGCAUGAGGCAUCUCCUCAAGUUUUACAACAUAUUCAUGAUGACCCAUUCCGAUAUUUGUGGUGGAAUGUACACUCAUGCAGGUUGUGCAGACAUGAUGUCCUGCAGGGCCAGAAACGUUUAGAUUUGCUGCUAUGAUUGUGAUACGCUUGUUUCCUAGUGUUCAGUUGUGGUUUCCAACCUUCACUGAGUUCUGCUUGAGCCUUCUGAUAAGACCACCAAGUUAAUGGUACUAGAAGGUGUUGGUGUCUCCAUGGACUGAGUAACUGCUUGUUGGUGUAACUUGGAUGUGUUCGAUGUGUAUUGGCUUGUUACACAUGUUGUACGAUCUGUAUGUAGUGUCACAGGUCGGGAUUGACUGAGGUUUGGAAUCAUAUCUUAAAGACACCACAUGGAAUUCUGCUGUAAGAUAGUCAGGAGUAACAACACCCUGUAUAUUGUUAUAUUGAGAAAUGAGUUAAGAAUGUAAAUAAUCUGUAAAUGUAUAAGUUAUUGUAGUUAUUGCCUGGACUGUUGUCAAUGUUGUUGUUGGUGGCUGAUACCAAAGCAUUUUUUCCCGAGUUUCUCAACACCUUGACUAAAGUUUUACUUUGAAAAGUGACAGUGCUUGGAUUUGAAUACGACUGAAAGAGCUCAGCUGGUAGGCAUUAGAAGCAUACAUGUAGUUCUUCUCUCUGUAGGUUUGUUGCUUGGUGGGUGAAGGGGAAGGAUAGGGUUCUAGGUCUGUAUGGGCCAUAUCCCUGUACGGUAAGAGAAGUAGUCCUUGGUAUUAGGACACAUACUUGACUUCUACAUGUAUGUUGUAUUAUGAUGCACACCUCUGCUAUAUAUUCAUAAUACAGACAAUCCUUUCAGGGAAGUUCAUUCUUGGAAACAACCAGGGUGGAUUUUCUGAUUUUCCACACUUUGAACAAGCCAGUCACGUGGCUGGCGAAGUAAGGGUUGGUCAGACAGGCUGUGGUUGUGUUAACUCACUAGGUGUCGUAGCGGAUGCUAUCUUACUAUAAUUGUCACAUCAGUAUUGUGAUUUGUUAUCAAUUGUACAUUGUAAUCUGUAAAUAAAAGAUAUAAGUCUUGUUUUUCUUUAAA